Molecule: messenger RNA, 2378 nt
Organism: Bolinopsis microptera
Lineage: Eukaryota; Metazoa; Ctenophora; Tentaculata; Lobata; Bolinopsidae
Exons: 8
Coding region: 10-1929 (639 amino acids)
Biological process (GO): base-excision repair, AP site formation; nucleotide-excision repair; base-excision repair
Cellular component (GO): nucleus
Molecular function (GO): DNA-(apurinic or apyrimidinic site) endonuclease activity; DNA binding; oxidized pyrimidine nucleobase lesion DNA N-glycosylase activity
Source: RefSeq, a predicted model, not a curated record
CUUUUCAGGAUGUCAUUUAGUUCCUUGCUUGAAGAGGCUAAUCAUACCUUAGAAUCUGAUUGCGAUGUGAAUGACACCCAGUGGUCAAUCGAUAGUAACAGCAGCAAUACUUUACCCUCUCCAUGCACUCCUGCCUCAGCUAAGCCUGCUCCUCAAUCAUUCCCCAACCUUAAUCAGAGCUUCAGCAAUGGUCUGGGACAGAAAAACGGUUCUCCAAACCCAGACAUUGCACAUUAUAAUGCUUUUCAGAACACUAAUUUAAGACAGCACUCAAGUUAUGAUGUGAAAGCUGAACCAAAUCCUUUCUAUGGUCAAAACGGUCUCCAUAACACAUUUGUCAAUCAAGUUUAUCAACAACCAGUUGUUCAGCAAAGGACACAUUUGCCCAUUCAGUUUGAUGAGUAUUACAAUUUGAAUUCCUUGCCUAGGCAAGAGUACAUUGUGAAUAAUCAUAAUCAGCAGUUAUUGUAUCAACAACAUCAGAAAUCUCUUGUUAAUAAUACUCCACCUCCAAAUGUUAAACCUGAGAAAAGCAGAAAGCGUGCAAAUAAAAAAUCAGAACCUCGAAAAAAGAUAAAAAUAGAAUUUAAUGGAGCACCCCCGAACUGGAAAGCUCUCUAUGAUAACAUCAUGGAGAUGCGGAAGAAUAUAGUUGCUCCUGUGGAUGUUAUGGGCUGCUUUAAGAAUGCUGAGUCUGAUAAGGGUCCUAAGAUCUACCGGUACCAAGUUAUGAUCUCGCUAAUGCUGUCAAGUCAAACGAAAGACGAAGUCACUGCUGGUGCAAUGAAGAGACUCAAGAAGUUUGGUUUGACGCCUAAGAAUGUGGCGGACACUGACGAAUCGGUGUUGGCUCAGUUGAUACAUCCAGUUGGCUUUUGGCAGAAGAAAGCAACGUAUAUAAAGAACGCCUCCCGGAUUGUACACACUGAGUAUGAUAAUGAUAUUCCUAACACGGUGGAGGGACUAACGUCCUUACCCGGCAUUGGACCCAAGAUGGCACACCUGUGUAUGGAGUUUGCGUGGAACAAGUUGACAGGAAUCUCAGUGGACACCCACGUCCACAGGAUCUGCCAGAGGCUAGGCUGGACUCCCGCCGGACUAAAACACCCUGACGACACCAGGAAACUUCUCGAACACUGGCUCCCUAAAGAAGAGUGGGGUAGAAUAAACCUGAUGAUGGUUGGCUUCGGACAAGUGGUGUGUCUUCCCACAAAACCACGCUGCUUCGAGUGUAAAAACAAAGAUAUAUGUCCCUACGCUAAGGAUAAUCCUGAGAGAACAAACAAAAAAGCAAGCCAGACUUCUAGACCAUCUGCACGAAGUCAAAAAACACCUAAGGACGAAAAAGUGGAAACUAAACCACGAAUAAAAGCUGAAAAAUCCGAAGCAAAGCAAAUGCCGGAACACUCUACUCCGUACAACACAGGACCCACCCCUACUCCGUACAACACAGGACCCACCCCGGGGACCCCCCUCUUAACCCCACCCCUCCAACCUCCCCACCCCGAAAUGUCGUCUCUCCGCCCCCUACACCUCACCCCUGACUCCUACAUGUACCCUCACUACCAGCAGCCCUACCCUCCUAACUACCUCAAACCUGAACCUGACCACAUGUACCAGACUCUCACUCCCUCGGCCUCGCCUCACGGUCCGUACGAGGCCGGCACCAACCCUUUCUACCAGCACCCUGGUAAUGGCAACUACAACUUUCCCGGGAGCUUCUUUCCGAGUAACAACGGGAGUUACCCGGUAGCAGCCCAGGGGCCUGUGAGUUCACCCUGCGUUCAGAGUCCAAUGAUAGACACUACAACCAGUAGCCCCCUAAUAAACCCUUUCAGUAACACUGAGGAGGGUAACAGGGCUCCGGGUGAGUCGGACCCUCUGCGGGACAAAUCCAACAACGUGCUGGAUAACUUCCUGGAUUGGUAGGAUAGCGGGGAACGCGGGAUGCAGGGUUAUUGUACAUUUGUUAACCAGGGUGUGGGAGCAAGGUUGUUUUAGUAUUUUGCUCGCAUUGCUAUGAUUUGCCGUGGUUUUAAUACAGCAGAUUGAGAUUUAUGCAAGGCGUGAUUUUCGAUCCAACGAAUUUUGGUUUAAUACAUUUAUUUAGAAUUUUAUUUUUCUAUACCGGUUGAUGAAAAUUAAUUAUUAUAUUAUUAUUUAGUUUUAUUAUCAAAUCAAUUGGUUGGAUUUUCUCGUUUAGGAGACAAGCUAACGAUCGUAUUAUCAUCAAACAAAUGAAGUUUUGGGAGUUUGAAUGUUUACAGUGUCAUAUUCAACAACUUCUAUAAGUAUACCUAGUAUAUGAUAUACAUGGUGGUUUGAUGCUAAUUAAUUAAUUGAUUCAUUAUCAUUAUGUUGAAUUCUAUAAAUCGCCA